This is a messenger RNA of Nematolebias whitei (Rio pearlfish), 1437 nucleotides long. RefSeq names its product CCR4-NOT transcription complex subunit 9-like. Gene Ontology annotation, biological process: mRNA catabolic process; negative regulation of translation. The transcript is spliced from 7 exons. Gene Ontology annotation, cellular component: CCR4-NOT core complex; P-body; CCR4-NOT complex. NCBI's taxonomy places the organism in Eukaryota, Metazoa, Chordata, Actinopteri, Cyprinodontiformes, Rivulidae. The coding region runs from base 169 to 1176 and encodes 335 amino acids. The record is from RefSeq and is a predicted model, not a curated record.
CUGCCAUCAUCUCGCGAAAUUUUAACGUUAACUUCAUUAACGACACAAGACUUUGCUAACUGAUGAAUAGCUAGCUAGUAGUUAUUGUGUUUUAGAUAUAAUUUAUUUUUUUAUGUAGCAGUUAUAGAAAAUUUUAAGUAUCAUUUGGACAUCAGAGAGCUUCAGAGGAUGCUAACUACGGGAACGGCUGUAACUAACGUCACAGCCCUAGCCCAAGUAGACCGGGAGAAAAUUUACCAAUGGAUCAACGAGUUGUCCAGCCCAGAAACCAGAGAAAAUGCCCUGCUGGAGCUAAGCAAGAAACGCGAAUCGGUGCCGGACCUGGCGCCGAUGCUCUGGCACUCCUUCGGCACCAUUGCUGCACUGUUGCAGGAAAUAGUGAACAUCUAUCCAUCUAUAAACCCGCCAACGCUCACAGCUCAUCAGUCUAACAGAGUGUGUAAUGCCUUGGCACUUCUGCAGUGCGUCGCCUCUCAUCCAGAGACGCGGUCAGCUUUUCUUGCAGCUCACAUCCCUCUUUUCCUUUAUCCCUUCCUGCACACUGUAAGCAAAACACGACCGUUUGAGUACCUGCGCCUCACCAGCCUGGGGGUCAUAGGUAUUUCAUCCUCCUGUUUAGGGGGUUUAUUUGCUGGUAAUUGCACAGAGUGGUCAACAUUCAAAGUUUGUGCAGAUACUAGGAUUUUUGUUGUUUGUAUUUUUUUAGGUGCGUUGGUCAAAACAGAUGAACAAGAAGUGAUUAACUUCCUUCUCACGACUGAAAUCAUCCCGUUGUGUCUGCGCAUCAUGGAAUCAGGGAGUGAGCUCUCCAAGACGGUUGCCACUUUUAUACUUCAGAAGAUCCUGCUGGACGACACCGGUCUGGCUUAUAUCUGUCAGACGUACGAACGUUUCUCCCACGUGGCCAUGAUUCUCGGUAAAAUGGUGCUGCAGCUCUCCAAAGAACCGUCAGCUCGACUGCUGAAACACGUGGUCCGCUGCUACCUGCGCCUCUCCGAUAACCUCAGAGCCAGAGAGGCGCUGCGUCAGUGUCUUCCCGACCAGCUGAAGGACAGCACCUUCGCCCAGGUGCUGAAGGACGACACCACCACCAAACGCUGGCUCGCGCAGCUGGUGAAAAACCUGCAGGAAGGCCAAGUCACCGACGCCAGGGGCAUCCCGCUCGCUCCACAGUGACGGAGCCGGGCGUCGUCGUGGACACGGACUCACCGUUCAGGAUCUGGGUUUUCCCCAGGAUGGUGCUACGACAGUCCUCAGAGACGAGGAGGAAAUGGAGGAAGUUUUAUUUGCUUUUAGAAAACGUUCCUGUUCCGAGGACGUGAGAAACCAGGCCCGAGCCUGUGCAGAACCCUUGGUUCGUUGUUGGUUUUGGCGAAAAGCUUCUUUAUUUUUUUCCCCAAACUACAAAAUAAAAUAAUAAUUAAGUGAGAAUAUUUG